Messenger RNA from Labrus bergylta (ballan wrasse), 1563 nucleotides. It is a transcript of the gene rd3l, whose product is annotated as RD3 like. NCBI's taxonomy places the organism in Eukaryota, Metazoa, Chordata, Actinopteri, Labriformes, Labridae. The record is from RefSeq and is a predicted model, not a curated record.
CUGAAGCGGCAUACUGCACAGAGGAGACUGGGGUGAAGGCAGAGGAGAGGUGACAGCUCUUAGUUAGCAGUGUGACUAACUCUCCUGGAAAAAAGCCUGCUUGACAGGAGCAGUGGGAGGGACAAAAAGGACAAGACAAUAACUACAACACAAAGAAGAAAAAUCGCUUCCAAUAAGCAGGACACUGGAGCACUGCUGCCGACACAAAAGUAAUGUACUCCAUCAGACACCAAAUGAAGAAAUGAAGUUCACACGGACUGAGCCACGGAGAAAACUCAGUGAAGGAUGUAUUCUAUGAAGAGCCCAAUUUAUGAAAAAGGUCACAAAGGUGUCAGUGGAGCAGUUUUCACCUUUUUUCCAGCCUGUCUGCUCUGAGUGCCAUGCCCCUGUUCAGCUGGAUGAAAUGGUCCAAUGAAACAAAAGCCAAGGUUGAGGAUGAAGCAGCACCUCUGAAGACAUCUGAGGUCGUUCCCAGUCGCAUGUUGAUCAGAGAGCUCCUGUGGCAUGUGGAAGAACGUGAGAGGCUGGCAAGGGAGCUGGAGCGGGAAAACAGGAUGGCCCACAGCGCCCUGGGUCUCCGCUGGUUCCAGAAGUACCCCAGGUUACGGACCCUCAUCCCCACAUCAGAGCUCCACCACCUGGAGUUCUUGUGUGCCCAGAUUCCUCCUGCCCAUGCAGCCACCGUGCUCUCCAGGUUUCGUGAGGUGCUUGCCACUAACAACAUUAGGCCCUGGGAGCUGGCAUCUGUCUUCAAGCAGGUGCUUAGAGACUUUUUGAGCCAAAAGCAGUAUGAUGAACAGGACGACAUCCAAGUUCAGCCAGCACAGCUCCGACCAAUGGCGGCUUGGACCAGCCGAUAUAAAAUGAAACAAGGCUUUAUCACACCCAUUGUUCCAAAUUGUGGUGACAACCGAAGGGAAGAGAUUCCAACGAUAUCGGGUUAUGUGGACUGGGCCAUGCAGCACUCCAGUUCAUACUCAGGGUUCAACAGGGACUGGGACCUUCCAUAUUUCUACCCAGUUCCUCUCAGUCCCACGGGAGUCUACAGCACUACACUAUGAGUGAACAUACUGCUUAAAACAUCUGUGGUUCUUGUUCUUAACCAGAGGAAUAACUGAAUCCAAAGCAUGAAUUUGAGAUGCAAGUCAUUCACUAUUUGUAUACAUUUUAGGGAAAUCAGUUUGUGACUAAGUUGAAGGCAACUUAGGCUAUGUGAACUAUAUAUUUGUUGAACUGUAAAUUCAAUAUUUUUUUUCACCUGCUGUUUUUAAUCUCUACUUAAUGGACCAACUUUUUUUCUGUAGUCCUGCUAACAAACCUUGACAUGACAUUUGGUUAUGUAUUUCAAAGGUAAAUUGUAAGGUAGGUAGUGGGAUCGGGUCAUACAUACCAGUGUGAAAUUUAUUUUCCCACCCUGGUCCUUAACAUGUUAGCUUGUGAGUCUUAAAAGUUAAAAGUCUACUUGUAACUGUUUGUCAAAUUUCUCUGCUGAAAAUGUCAAUGAGUUCUGAGCAGUUUAACCAAAGACUGUUGUUAAUUUCUCCAAUUGUUGAGACCUUAAGA